Rattus norvegicus (Norway rat) is the source of this 16658-nucleotide messenger RNA. It is a transcript of the gene Ttc28, whose product is annotated as tetratricopeptide repeat domain 28. Gene Ontology annotation, molecular function: kinase binding. Gene Ontology annotation, cellular component: centrosome; spindle pole; midbody. Gene Ontology annotation, biological process: regulation of mitotic cell cycle. The record is from RefSeq and is a predicted model, not a curated record. Lineage: Eukaryota; Metazoa; Chordata; Mammalia; Rodentia; Muridae.
AAUUUUUUUGGAGCUGAGGACCGAACCCAGGGCCUUGUGCUUGCUAGGCAAGUGCUCUACCACUGAGCUAAAUCCCCAACCCCUUAGCAACUCUUUAUUUUUAGUUUCCUCUUCCUAAAAUGGGAAUGUUAAUAGUCCUUUUCAUGAGGAGAUGAUUUCAUGUUAUCUGUCCCUGUGCACAUAUAUGUGCUUGUAUAUGUGCAUGUAUGUCAUAUGAUUGUGUUUGUGUGUGUAUGUGUGCGUGUUGUUUGGUGCGUACCUGUGCUUCUGUGAGGCACUCGCCUCAUUUCGUUGAGGCAGGGCCUCUUCCUGAACCUGAAGGUUAUACUUGUCAGCUAGGCUGGCAGCCAGCGAGCCCAGCAGUGCUCCUGUCUCCCACCCCAGUGCUGGGCUUAAGGGCUUGGGGGCCGCACUCUGAGAUGUCAACCCUGUUUCCCAUACUUGCAUAAUAAUUGCUUGACUACUGAGAGGCCUCUCCGGUACUAAGAUGAUAUAAUUUCAAGGAAAUAAAAUAAUCAUCUGAAAUGUUUUAGCCAUGAAUAUACUCAGUGAAUGAUAACUGGUAUUAGUCAUACUCUGUGAGUGGUAAACUAGUAUUAGCAAUACUCAUUUGUAGCAUUCCUAGCUAUCUAUACUGUUUUUAAAAACGAAUUUUUCUUUUAAGUCAUCUGUGUGUGAGUGUGCACAGGUAUAUAUGGACCCCAUCUUCAAGUAUUAUUUCUUAGAUGCCACUCACCUUGUUUUAUGCAGCAGUGUCACUCACUGGGACCUGGGGUUUUCUGAGCAGGCUAGGCUGGCUGGCCCAGGUACCUCAGGGAGUCUCAUGACCCCCCCACAGUGACCAGGGUUCUGAGGAUCAAACUCAGGUCCAGAUCCUUUGGCCAGUGAGCUGUCUUCAGCCCUGCCCCUUUUUACUUUAGGCAGGUAGCCCACAUUGACCUCCAAACGCAUGCCUCUGCAGGCUGCGUUCUCCCUCACAGGACUGCAGUGUAGUCCUUGCAUCUUAGGGUCCAGACCUAGUGGACGACUUGCUAAUGUGGCCACAUUACUGGCCAUUCGGGCUUGGGCUCCUCACUGGGUCUCCUCACUGCUACUCAGCCUCCUUCUGCCUUUUGAAAGAGUGCUGUGGCCUGUCCUGUGGAAACUGCUCCAGCAACCACAGUUGGAGUUAACCAUUCCUGGGCUCCCCUAUCCUAAUGACACAAGCGCCUCACAGUCCCUGUGCCCUCAGGCUUGCCAAGAAUGGUCAGGCACUGAUGGCUGCUGCCCUUAGGUCUGCACUUCCUUCCCUACCUCACCUGACUGCUGUGCCUCCUGCCGAACAUCAUCAUCCUUUCAGCCUUGGAGGGAGGUGCAUAGCUAAGCCCAGCCCCUCCAGAGUUGCCGCCAAUGGGAGGUGGUGAGAGAGGGACAUCAGAGGACAGGCAAUCUCUGCAGCCAGGGGGCGUGCGGCUCACUGCUGAACUGCCAAGUUACAAUAGUUCCUUAGCAAAGCAAGGCUUUCACAUUUCUAAAGCAUCCGAUUGCACAGACUGUCACUGACAAAAUAAACUUUUUAGUAUCAGAUACACUUUUACUGAUGUCCCUUAACUUUACACCACUUUGGGGGUCUUUAGGAAAAUUUCCAUAUUCUCCAAACUUAGCUCCCCACUGUGUUUAGUUGUCUGGUUUAAAGCACAGUACAGAUGAGUAUGAGGUGAGCAUUUCAGUGUCACCCUGUACAGGCACCUGCCCUCGGUCAGCGUGACACGUGCCGGUCCUCACAAGUCCCUGCCCACGGUCGGGGUGACACCUGUCAGUCCAUGUUAAAUGUGUCGGUCCUGACUGACUCCUGAAGAGUGUGACAGCAAUACUGACGGGUGUGUUCUUACCCCUGGCUUAUUUCUGUUCAGGUGUGCAUAGACAAGUAGUUAUUGAAGUGAGUAGUGUUCGCUAGACUGUCGUGAACCAUCUGUGUUUAGGGAUGUGAUUUGCAAAAUUUUAUGUUAAAAAGUCAGUAGGUUGGGGUUUUGAGUCUUGGAAGCGGUGAUAUCAAUGGGUGUGUAGGUAAUUUUGACCUGUGGUAACUUAAUUCCUAGUGAUGCAAAUAUAUUGGCAUAAUGGAAGCCUAUGGUUAUCUCAGGUGUAAAUAUCAAUUUACCUUCUAUUAUAUUAAGCAUAGUAAAUAAGAUAUAAAGAAGAAAAAUAUAAAAGAUUAAGUAUGGUGUUGAUAUGUGUAGGCUUCUAGUUAAUGGUCCUCUAUUAAAUGAAAUCUAAAACAGUUCCCAGUCUUCGGGGGAAGAGAUCCCACACAGAUUACGGAUAUGCGGCACACAGGGAAGAUAUCUAAACAAUUAGAAUACAUAAUAAAACUUUGGAUCAUUCUGAUGUAAUUGGGUUGAUUCCCUCUUGGCACGCAUGUUUUGGUUGGCUUAUUUGAAUGUGUUGGGAGAGUUCUGAGCAAGAGGAAAUGAGGAAGUUUGUAGUUCCUCCUGACAGAUUACCGGCUUCACCAAGAACCCUUACCACCUGCUCCAUCCCCAGACCCUUGGACUGAAGCUUCAAGUCCUCAUAACUCCCUUUCUUUUAGACGGAGUUUUCAUGUAUGCAUUCCACUAGCCACUCCUGUCUGAAAAUGCGUGUUAGAUAGAAAGUCAAAAGAAAUGUCCCUUUACCCCUAGGGCCACCACCAGCCACUCAUAUCUCUAGGAGGAGCCAGGACUCUAGGUCUUUCUUUGCUGUCGACUUGGGAUGUGGCCUUGGAUGUGGAUGUGGCCAGGUCAUGGAAUGACUCUGGGCUUUAGACUUGUUAUCUGUCAGAGUCAUAACAAGCCUUUUAACUCCGCACGUAGUUUUAAAAAGUUACAAAACCCUAAUAAAAUCAGUUAUUUCCUAUGUAUUAGGUAGAGUAAAACUAAUAUUCUAAUAUUAAUUUGGGCUGGGCAUGAUACAUGCCUGUAAUUCCAACAAUUUGUUAGGCUCAGUUAGGAUGAUAUCCUGAGCACAGGCAUUAAAGGUCAGCCUGGAACCCCAUCAUUCUCUCUCUCUGUCUCUGUGUCUGUCUGCCUGCCUCUCUCUCUCUCUCUCUCUCUCUCUCUCUCUCUCUCUCUCUCUCUCUCACACACACACACACACACACACACACACACAUACACACACACACAGAGAGACAGACAUAGAGACAGACACACACAGAGAGACAUAGAGACAUAGAGACAGAGAGAGAGAGAGAGAGAGAGAGAGAGAGAGAGAGAUAUUCUGCUUCAGCUGUGUCCUUUCUUACUGUUAAUUUUUUCAGUGAUUUGUCUUCUAUACAGUACACUCUGAUUUUGGUUCCAAGAACAAACUGCCUUGUCUUCCGUAGGAAGUAGAAUGGAGUCUCACUCAUUCACCAUCCUUUUCUAUUCUCCAUUCAUUCUUGUUUUGUUUUGAUUUUGAUGGGUGUCUCCUGUUGGAACCCAACUGGCCUGGAACUCACAGGCAUCAGCAAGAAGAAUUCAAACGUGUUGUCUAGGAAGGAGUUACAAGAGCUCAUAGAUUAGAUGUGGGGAACAUUGUGGCAGGAGUCUGUGAUCUUGGGAACAUAGUGAUGUCAUGGACAGAAGCUAGGGCUGUUGGGAAGAGAGCUGACUCUAGGAAAGUCAGUAGGGAAUUUUUAGUUCCAGUGGAAUACGGAUACAGAGUUGCCAGAACAAGUUACGUAUUUCACAGUGCACUGAGAAUGCUGGCUUUCUCUGUAGCUGAAGUCAUGACUUGGAGCAGCCUCUUCCUCAUAUUUGGAGCACCCAGAAAGGGGUUGACAGGAGGUACAGUGAUGACGAGGGGUAUGCAGAGGACAGAGAGAUCCCUGAGUGAGUGAAUGUGUGCUUUGACAUGGGCACAGCCUUGUCAAAGGGCACACGGUCUCAGGGUCAGAGAGUUGGCAAAGCCUUCUCAGGGAGACUUGAGUUCAAGUGUUGAUGGUGUGUACAGAAAAGCUUUCCACAAAAGCUUUCUCCUCUGGCUAGUUAAGGCUUGAAGACUGCUCCCUGCAAAGACUGCUCCAACAACAUUGCUAGCUGUGUCUCCUUGGUCCCGUGCACACCAUAGAUCCUGCCUCCUUGCUCCUCUAUAGUAACCUCCCCUCCUUGUUCAUCUGAAUGCAGUAACCUCACCUCUGUUCAACUCCAGAUACUAAACAUGCUGAACUUCCAGGGUGCUGAGGUUUCUCCAUUAGAGAUUCCAGACCAUCUGAUCCCAGGUGUCCGUCUAUCUGUCUUUUCUUCAUUCCCUCACCACCCCAUGUACAAGGACAGGGCAGGGCUAUGAGGCAUGUAGCUGUGGGGUUCAGUGUGUCAUGACCCAGGCUCGGGAGUCAGGUCCUGUAGGUCUGACUUCCAGUCCUCAAGCUCUGUGUGUGUUUCAGUUGAGCAGCUAACCUCGUGUGAAAGGUGGAGUGAGAGAGAUCUGUGUGGCCACUGAUGUCGACUCUCAAUUGUUUUGUGUGUUUCAGUGAGUGACACCCGUGCCUGCAUCAGAUUUCCUGCAUAAGCUAGUUCUGAUAGUGCAUAGGAAUGUUGGAUGCAGUUAAUAGUGUGUGCACCUCUAGUGCCAGUUAUAUCAGCAUCUCCCGAAAUAGCCUUAGGGUGGAAUGGCAGGUGAUAGGUAUGUUGGAUAAUAAAUGAUAAUAGUAUUAUAUAGUAUUUUGUACUCAUAGAUCAAUCAUCUAUAAGAUGGAAUUAUUACACAAAGAGGAAUAAAACAGUCCAUCUAUAUCUGUUUAUCAUCUCAUCUAUUUAUCUAUCUAUCUAUCUAUCUAUCAUCUAUCUGCCAUCUAUCUAUCUAUCUAUCUAUCUAUCUAUCUAUCUAUCUAUCCAUCCAUCCAUCCAUCCAUCCAUCCGUCCAUCUAUUUGGCUUUUCAAGAUAGGUUUUUUUGAGACAGGGUUUCUCUAUGUAGCCCUGGCUAUCCUGGAACUCACUCUGUAGCCCUGGCUGGCCUUAAACUCUGACAUCCUUCUGCUUCUGCCUCCCUCGUGCUGGGGAUUAAAGGCGUGUGCCACUAAUGCCAGGCUGCAGUAUUUUAUAGUAGUACAAUUAAUGCUACUCAGUCUGUCAGCAGGCUGAAGUGGAAGGAUGGAUGGAUUGACAUCACAAGUUACCUAUAUAGUGAGACUCUGUUAAUCUUUAAAAGCAAUUUAAUUUAGAGAAGGAAUAAAAUCUAUAUUUAAGUUUAUUUGUGGUAAAGUUUCUGAUUAAUUUUUCUUGUUCGAGAUCUCAAAUCUUUUCUUUAAAUCAGAAUUUUUAUAGCUUUUUAAAAAAUCAUUUAUUAUUUAUUUUAUUUACGUUUUAAGUGCAUUUGCUUGUAUGAGUUUAGGUGCACAGUCAUAUGCAGGAGUCAGUGGAGGUCAGAUCCCCAGGAAGUGGCGUGGCCUCUGGGAACAGGUCCUCUGUACAGUUAGCCCCGCCGCCAUCUCUCCAGCCCCUCUGUGCAAGUUUGAUUUGGACUCUUGCCCCUUUUAUUUCUCCGUGUAGCUCACCCAAAUAUAAGAAUUCUUGAGAGGUUUCCGAGCCGGCCUGUGGACGCCUAUGGAACUGUAGCUUCACUUUUUUGCUGUGUGGUAGAUGUCGUGGCACUAAGACCCAGAAACUCUGUGCUCUGUGUGGCUGGAACUGGGCUGGCUGUGCUCACACCGAAGGGAAGGAAGUCAUUAGUGCAGACUGAGCCGUGGAGUUAGGGUCUUGCAGGAUUUCCUUCCAGCCUUUCCCCACGUAGGUUCUAAACACACAAACCAAGUUUUCCUACUGACUGUGUUCAGGGAAGGUGGACAUUUCGGAUGGGCAGAUCCGAUCCCAAGUUGUCUAAGAAGCAGAAAACUGCGCAAAGAAGCUCUGAUUACAGAUCUUUGGAAUUUUCUUUGCUAAAUUUUUACAAACGAGAAAUACACCCAGAAUUUUGGGAAUUGCUCCAGGCUGCGUGUGAGGGUUUGAUUGCUUGUCUAAUCUUUUUCUUUUUUUGAGAAGAGGAGAAUUCGCCAAGAGGGGCUUGGAUGGCAGGAGCCCGGCCAGGUUUCUGUGGUAGCUUCUGCUGUUGGUCUCUGCUCUGAGGGGUCUGCGGCCCAUCGGAGAGCUCCUUCCUGGAGCCUUUUCGCAGGCGCGGGUCAGGGAACAUGCCCCGUUCCGGCCCGGGCGCGCCGUUGGCCGCCGGGACGUCCUAGCCCCGAGGGAGAGUGAGUGUGGUGGCCGCGGUACUUCGCGCUGAACCGAAGACGAAGACUGUCCGUCCUAUCCUAUCCGGGAAAGAACGAGGGGGUUCAAGGAGGCAGCAUGACUUGCAGUCGCCGCCGCCCUGCGUCUGCCCCCAGUCCCCAGCCCACCUCUUGAUGCGUCCCGGGUCGGCUGUACAAAUAUGAUGAAAUGGCAGCCCCGGAAGAAGGCAUACUUCCGACAGGGUGUUGCCCUCCAGUACCUCGGCCGGCACGCGGAUGCCCUGGCAGCCUUCGCGUCUGGGCUGGCUCAGGACCCCAAAAGCCUCCAGCUCCUGGUGGGGAUGGUGGAAGCUGCCAUGAAGUCUCCCAUGAGAGACACCCUGGAGCCCACUUACCAGCAGCUUCAGAAAAUGAAACUGGACAAGAGUCCCUUUGUGGUCGUGUCUGUGGUUGGGCAGGAACUCCUGACAGCUGGCCACCACGGGGCCUCCGUGGUUGUCUUAGAAGCUGCUCUGAAGAUUGGCACUUGCAGCCUCAAACUGAGAGGCUCUGUCUUCUCCGCCCUGAGCAGUGCACACUGGUCUCUUGGGAACACAGAGAAGAGCACUGGGUACAUGCAACAAGACUUGGACGUAGCCAAGACCUUAGGUGACCAGACAGGAGAAUGCCGAGCUCAUGGGAAUCUAGGCUCUGCAUUCUUUUCCAAGGGGAAUUACCGAGAGGCCCUCACAAACCACAGGCAUCAGCUGGUGCUCGCCAUGAAGCUCAAGGACCGGGAGGCAGCGUCGUCAGCCCUGAGCAGUCUGGGUCAUGUGUACACAGCCAUCGGAGACUAUCCCAACGCUCUGGCCAGCCAUAAGCAGUGCGUCCUCCUCGCUAAGCAGUCCAAAGAUGACCUCUCUGAAGCCCGAGAGCUCGGGAACAUGGGAGCCGUGUACAUCGCCAUGGGUGACUUUGAGAAUGCCGUGCAGUGCCACGAGCAGCACCUGCGGAUAGCCAAGGACCUGGGGAGCAAGCGCGAGGAGGCCCGUGCCUACAGCAACCUGGGCAGUGCCUACCACUACCGGAGGAACUUUGACAAGGCCAUGUCCUACCACAACUGUGUGCUGGAGCUGGCGCAGGAGCUGACGGAGAAGCCCAUUGAGAUGCGAGCCUACGCAGGCUUGGGCCAUGCAGCCAGGUGCAUGCAGGACCUGGAGAGGGCAAGACAGUACCAUGAGCAGCAGCUGAGUAUUGCGGAGGACCUCAAGGACCGGGCGGCAGAGGGCCGUGCAUCCUCCAACCUGGGGAUCAUCCACCAGAUGAAAGGCGAUUAUGACACAGCCCUGAAGCUCCACAAGACCCACCUGUGCAUUGCUCAAGAGCUGAGCGACUACGCGGCCCAAGGCCGUGCCUACGGAAAUAUGGGCAAUGCCUACAACGCCCUGGGCAUGUACGACCAGGCUGUCAAGUACCACCGUCAAGAGCUGCAGAUCUCCAUGGAAGUGAACGACCGUGCCUCCCAGGCUUCCACUCACGGGAACCUGGCUGUCGCCUACCAGGCCCUGGGAGCCCACGACCGGGCCCUGCAGCACUACCAGAACCACUUGAACAUUGCCCGGGAGCUGAGAGACAUCCAGAGCGAGGCCCGGGCCCUCAGCAACCUGGGGAACUUCCACUGCUCCAGAGGAGAGUACGUCCAGGCUGCACCCUACUACGAGCAGUACCUCCGCCUCGCUCCGGACCUCCAGGACAUGGAGGGAGAAGGGAAGGUCUGCCACAACCUCGGCUACGCCCACUACUGCCUUGGAAACUACCAGGAGGCCGUGAAGUACUAUGAGCAGGAUCUGGCUCUGGCCAAAGACCUCCACGACAAACUGAGCCAAGCAAAAGCCUACUGCAACUUGGGCCUGGCCUUCAAGGCUCUGCUGAACUUCACCAAAGCAGAGGAGUGUCAGAAGUACCUUCUGUCCCUAGCCCAGUCGCUGGACAAUUCCCAGGCAAAGUUCCGAGCCCUGGGGAACCUGGGCGAUAUAUUUGUCUGCAAAAAGGAUGUGAACGGCGCAAUAAAGUUCUACGAGCAGCAGUUGGGCCUAUCUCACCACGUGAAAGACAGAAGGCUGGAGGCCAGUGCCUACGCGGCCCUGGGCACCGCGUACCGCAUGGUCCAGAAGUAUGACAAGGCCUUGGGCUAUCACACGCAGGAGCUGGAGGUCUAUCAGGAACUGAGCGACCUGCCGGGGGAGUGCCGGGCCCAUGGGCACCUGGCGGCCGUCUACAUGGCCCUCGGAAAAUACACAAUGGCGUUCAAGUGUUACCAGGAGCAGCUGGAGCUGGGGCGGAAGCUGAAAGAGCCGAGCCUGGAAGCGCAGGUGUACGGCAACAUGGGCAUCACGAAGAUGAACAUGAACGUGGUGGAGGACGCCAUCGGCUACUUUGAGCAGCAGCUGGCCAUGCUGCAGCAGCUCAGUGGGAACGAGUCCGUGCUGGACAGGGGCCGGGCCUACGGCAACCUGGGGGACUGCUACGAGGCCCUGGGGGACUACGAGGAAGCCAUCAAGUACUACGAGCAGUACCUGUCCGUCGCCCAGAGUCUGAACCGCAUGCAAGACCAAGCCAAGGCCUACCGGGGCCUAGGAAACGGACACAGGGCGACGGGGAGCUUGCAGCAGGCCCUUGUGUGUUUCGAGAAGAGGCUCGUGGUGGCCCAUGAGCUCGGGGAGGCCUCCAAUAAAGCUCAGGCCUACGGAGAGCUGGGAAGUCUCCAUAGCCAAUUAGGGAAUUACGAACAAGCCAUCUCCUGCCUUGAACGCCAGCUGAACAUCGCCAGAGACAUGAAGGACAGAGCCUUGGAAAGCGACGCGGCUUGCGGCCUGGGGGGUGUCUACCAGCAGAUGGGAGAGUACGACACAGCCCUGCAGUACCACCAGCUCGAUCUGCAGAUUGCAGAGGAGACAGACAAUCCCACAUGCCAGGGCCGAGCCUACGGGAACCUGGGUCUCACCUAUGAGUCCCUGGGCACUUUUGAGAGGGCUGUGGUCUAUCAGGAGCAGCACCUAAGCAUCGCGGCGCAGAUGAAUGACUUGGUGGCCAAGACUCUGUCCUACAGCAGCCUGGGCAGGACUCACCACGCCUUGCAGAACUAUUCGCAGGCAGUCAUGUACUUACAGGAAGGUUUAAGGUUAGCUGAGCAACUAGGUCGGAGAGAAGAUGAAGCGAAAAUUCGCCAUGGGCUCGGCCUCUCCCUUUGGGCCAGCGGGAACCUGGAGGAGGCUCAGCACCAGCUUUACAGAGCAUCGGCCUUGUUUGAAACGAUUCGGCACGAAGCACAGCUGAGCACAGACUACAAGCUCUCCCUGUUUGACCUGCAGACGUCAUCCUACCAGGCCCUGCAGCGGGUGCUCGUCAGCCUAGGCCAUCAUGAUGAAGCCCUGGCAGUAGCAGAAAGGGGCCGGACAAGAGCAUUUGCUGACCUGCUGGUGGAAAGACAGACUGGACAACAGGACUCCGACCCCUACUCACCCAUCACCAUCGAUCAGAUCUUAGAGAUGGUUAAUGCCCAGCGGGGACUGGUGCUGUACUACUCCCUGGCCGCCGGCUACCUCUACAGCUGGCUGCUUGCCCCUGGAGCAGGAAUCCUGAAGUUUCACGAACAUUACUUGGGUGAUAAUUCGGUGGAAAGUUCCAGUGAUUUCCAAGCUGGCAGCAGUGCAGCGUUGCCCAUAGCAACCAGCUCUACACUGGAGCAGCACAUCGCCAGUGUCCGGGAGGCCCUGGGGGUGGAGUCUUACUACUCCAGGGCCUGUGCCAGCAGUGAGACAGAAAGCGAGGCUGGAGACAUCGUGGAGCAGCAGUUGGAGGAGAUGAACAAGCAGCUUAACUCAGUCACCGACCCCACAGGCUUCCUGAGGAUGGUGCGCCACAACAACCUCCUGCACAGGAGCUGCCAGAGCAUGACAAGCUUGUUCAGUGGUACGGUAUCACCCAGCAAGGACGGGACCUCCUCCCUGCCCAGGAGGCAGAACUCACUGGCCAAGCCCCCACUCCGUGCCCUGUACGAUCUGCUCAUCGCGCCCAUGGAAGGGGGCUUGAUGCACUCCAGCGGCCCCGUGGGCCGGCACCGGCAGCUGGUUCUGGUUCUGGAGGGGGAGCUCUACCUUGUCCCCUUUGCUCUCCUGAAGGGCAGCGCCUCCAACGAGUACCUGUAUGAGCGCUUUACCCUCAUCGCAGUGCCUGCCGUCCGCUCGCUUGGUCCGCACUCCAAGGGUCACCUGAGGAAGACCCCGCCCACGUAUUCCAGCUCCACCGCCAUGGCAGCUGUCAUAGGCAACCCUAAGCUCCCCUCAGCAGUGAUGGACAGGUGGCUGUGGGGGCCGAUGCCCUCGGCAGAAGAGGAGGCAUACAUGGUGUCAGAGCUUCUGGGCUGCCAGCCCCUUGUAGGCAGUAUGGCCACCAAGGAAAGGGUCAUGAGUGCCCUGACCCAGGCUGAGUGUAUCCACUUUGCUACCCAUGUCUCUUGGAAACUAUCGGCCUUAGUCCUCACGCCCAACACAGAGGGCAACCCCGCCAGCAGCAAGAGCUCCUUCGGUCACCCCUACACGAUCCCCGAGUCACUGCGGGUGCAGGAUGACGCAAGUGAUGUGGAAAGCAUCUCAGACUGCCCACCGCUGCGGGAGCUGCUCCUCACCGCGGCCGACCUCCUGGACCUGCGGCUGUCUGUGAAGCUAGUGGUGCUCAGCUCUUCCCAGGAGGCCAACAGCCGCGUCACAGCGGAUGGCCUGGUGGCACUGACACGGGCCUUCCUAGCUGCUGGUGCGCAGUGCGUACUCGUGGCUCUGUGGCCCGUUCCAGUUGCAGCUUCCAAGAUGUUUGUCCACGCCUUCUACUCAUCCCUGCUGAAUGGCCUGAAGGCCAGCGCCUCCCUGGGCGAGGCCAUGAAGGCAGUGCAGAGCAGCAAGGCCUUCUCACAUCCCUCCAACUGGGCAGGUUUCACACUCAUCGGCAACGACAUAAAACUGAACAGCCCCUCGUCGCUCAUCGGCCAGGCGCUCACAGAGAUCCUGCAGCACCCCGAGAGGGCACGGGACGCUCUACGAGUGCUGCUGCACCUGGUGGAGAAGUCCCUGCAGCGGAUCCAGAAUGGACAGCGCAACGCCAUGUACACGUCUCAGCAGAGCGUCGAGAACAAAGUAGGCGGCAUCCCUGGGUGGCAGGCUCUCCUCACAGCAGUGGGCUUCCGGCUGGACCCUGCUGCCAGCGGCCUGCCAGCAGCAGUCUUCUUUCCAACCUCAGACCCAGGCGACAGGUUGCAGCAAUGCAGCAGCACUCUCCAGGCCCUGCUGGGUCUGCCCAACCCAGCUCUCCAAGCACUGUGCAAGCUCAUCACAGCCUCAGAGACGGGAGAGCAGCUCAUCAGCCGGGCUGUUAAAAAUAUGGUGGGAAUGCUCCAUCAAGUGCUGGUUCAGCUGCAGGCCUGUGAGAAGGAACAGGACUUUGCCUCAGCUCCCAUUCCAGUCUCCCUGAGUGUCCAGCUCUGGCGGCUCCCAGGGUGUCAUGAGUUCCUGGCAGCUCUCGGGUUUGACCUAUGCGAAGUAGGCCAAGAGGAAGUGAUCCUGAAAACCGGUAAACAGGCUAGUCGGCGCACCACCCACUUUGCUCUCCAGUCCCUACUGUCACUCUUCGAUUCCACCGAGCUCCCCAAGCGCCUCAGCCUGGACAGCUCGUCCUCCCUGGAGUCCCUGGCAUCUGCACAGUCUGUGUCCAACACUCUGCCCUUGGGUUACCAGCAUCCUCCUUUCUCACCCACGGGGGCAGACAGCAUCGCCUCGGACGCCAUCUCCGUGUACAGCCUCAGCUCAAUUGCCUCCUCCAUGAGUUUUGUUUCCAAGCCCGAGGGGGGACUGGAAGGCGGGGCUCCCCGAGGACGACAGGACUAUGAUAGGUCCAAGAGCACCCACCCUCAACGAGCCACCCUGCCACGGCGCCAGAUGUCCCCCCAGGCCAGACGUGGGGUCAGCAAGGAAGAAGAAGAAUACGAGGGGUUCUCCAUCAUCAGCAUGGAACCUCUGGCGACCUACCAAGGCGAGGGGAAGGCGCGCUUCUCCCCAGACCCCAAGCAGCCCUGUGUCAAGGCACCAGGUGGGGUGAGGCUUUCGGUCAGCUCCAAGGGCAGUGUCAGCACCCCCAACUCCCCCGUGAAGAUGACCCUGAUCCCCAGCCCGAACUCACCCUUCCAGAAAGUGGGUAAACUGGCAAGUUCAGACACAGGUGAGUCGGACCAGUCCAGCACGGAGACCGACAGCACUGUGAAGUCCCAGGAGGAGAGCAGCCCAAAGCUGGACCCCCAGGAGCUGGCCCAGAGGAUCCUAGAGGAGACCAAAAGCCACCUCCUGGCGGUAGAGCGCCUUCAGCGGAGCGGUGGCCCAGCCAGCCCUGACCGAGAAGAUGGGGUGGUAGCACCCAGCAGCACCACAGUCUUCAGGGCCUCAGAGACCAGCGCCUUCAGCAAGCCUAUCCUCUCUCAUCAGAGGAGCCAGCUGUCCCCACUCACUAUCAAACCACAGCCCCCAGCCAGGAGCUCUUCCCUUCCCAAGGUAAGCAGCCCUGCCACAUCAGAGGUGUCAGGCAAGGAUGGCCUGAGCCCGCCUGGCAGCAGCCAUCCAUCGCCCGGCCGUGACACCCCAGUCUCCCCGGCAGACCCUCCGCUCUUCAGACUCAAGUACCCCAGCUCUCCGUACAGCGCUCACAUUUCCAAGUCCCCCCGGAACACAUCCCCCGCGUGCAGUGCGCCAUCCCCUGCGCUCUCCUACUCUUCAGCUGGCUCUGCUCGCUCCAGUCCUGCUGAUGUCCCCGAUGAGAAGGUGCAGGCGGUGCACAGCCUCAAGAUGCUCUGGCAGAGCACACCCCAGCCCCCCAGGGGCCCCCGAAAAAUAUGUCGAGGUGCACCAGGAACCUUGACAUCCAAAAGAGAUGUCCUCAGCCUGCUGAACUUGUCCCCUCGCCAUGGCAAGGAGGAGGGCGAGGCAGACAGGCUGGAACUGAAGGAGCUGUCUGUGCAGCGGCGUGACGAGGUGCCACCCAAAGUCCCCACCAAUGGCCACUGGUGUUCGGAUGCAGCAACACUGACAACAGCCAGUGGCCGCAGCACCACAGCUGCUGCCUCGCGCCCUCUGAGACUUCCCUUGGCCAACGGUUACAAGUUCCUGCCCCCAGGAAGGCUCUUCCCUUCCUCCAAAUGUUAGAGCAUCUUCUUGACCCUGACUCAGAGUCCAGGGGUCCCUCAUCCUUGUGGUCACCUGCCCACACAGCCGCUGAUGCCAUCUCUCUCCGGACAGGUGGGCUCCCUGGGCAAGGUCACUGCCACGCCAAAUACCGCAGUACUCAAGGGUAGCCCCUGGGCCAGAUUCACCAAAAGCAGGUCUUGUGUGGGAAUGGCAGUGCCUUCUCUGCCGCUGCCCUGCUCGAGUCUCGAGUCUCGUGACGCUCCUGCCGCAGGGCCUGUGGGAGGCGAGAGCACAGGGCUUGCUACCAAGUCUCUAUGCAUACCUUUCCCUCAGGAGCACAGACAGCUCUUGUUGGGCUUCCAGGUGCUGGUGGGAUAAAUAAUGUUCUAAGUCAAGUUCUGCACUGAUGCGUUACGUUAGCCAAAAGGAGAACUGUGGUUUUUAAAAUGCCAAUUCUUUGUGAUUAAAUUGUAGCCAUUCUGGUGGAUACGGAAGUCACAGCCACAAUGCAAUAACUCAUGUUGAAAGCUUGCAUCCCCAGCUGCUCCCCAUGAGCUAGGCCAGGGGGUCUUUAGACCCCACUGCUGGCCAAACUUGAAUUUUCUUAAAAAAAAAUAAUAAAAAUAAAAAUUCUGUACUCUUGUCCAGGCAUUUUAGAACUAUGCAAUUGUGGUUUAAAACACAACAUUGUACUUUUAAAACAUAACUGACCUUUUUUGUACAUGGAUAAACACUUGGUUUUAUUAUCAAUAGUACUUUGCAUUUAUAGCUGUUAUUUUUAAAAGCUCAAGAAAUUUUAAAUGCCAAAUUUUGAAUAUUCAUCCGUAAGAAGUAAUCAAGUUUUCCUGGUGGUAUGGUUGAAAUUAUUCAAUUUCCUUAUUUAAAAAAAAAAGAGAGAGAAAGAGAAAAAAUAACAAAAAAAAAAAAAACAAAUAUCCAGUCCCCUGGCCAGCUAGACCAGAACCCCUGCCACUCCAUCAGCUGCCUUGCUGCGUCUCUUCUCCCUGCAGACCUCUCUCCUCAGCUGGUCACCAGGCCCCACAGCCCAGCUGGUCUCUUGUGACUGCUGGCUGCCACUCUCCAGGUCAGUCUUUGCAAGUGCUGCAACAGUUUGAGCUGCACCACCAGGUCAGGGGAAUAGCACUGAGAUUGAGACCCUCCUUCCCUCCUCACUAUGAGAGCAGUCAUCUGGGCCGAGAUCCAUCAUCACAGGGGUCUGGGGGCCUGGCUGGCAUCAUGACCCGAAGGGCACUUCUGACCUUGAGUAGGCCCUGACUUGGGUUUGUUCUUGGUUAUGGGGUCUCCAGCCCAAGCUAGCCUUUCAGAUUUGCAGGGAUCUGUGUGCCUCAACCUGCACCAACACACCACGCUAGGACCUCACUCUAGCCGCUCAUGGACCUCUGCCUCAGUGUGCUGUUUUGCAAACUGACUCCAUGUUAUGCUCCACUGAGUCUUGCUGUAGAGGAUUCUACAUUUGACCCAACAACCUUGCUGACAACCACAAUAAGGCGGCUGUCACAUUCUGGCCUGGCCCUGGCUCUAGGAGAGAAAUACUUCAUGAAGCAGCGUGUACUAUCUUAGCUUAGCAGGGAGCUAACUGGCUAUGUAGCAGAUGAAAACCAAACCCAGCACUGUGCAUACCACUUGCAAAGAAGUCAGGUCCUUGGCAACCAAGAUUCAACCUCAACACAAACGCGGGUGGCUGGGCUCUGUCCUUCCCAGCCACCACCUCAGCCUCUCCCCCAAAGUGCCCAGGAGCCUGGCUCUUUGUGCUCUGUCCAGGAUGCAGCCCGCCAUCAGCAAAUACCUCCACCCCUCAGACCAUGUGUGGUUGUUAAGCCAUGGAGGACGACUCCCAGGCUGCCCUGGUGAAUGCCUAGGUACACUGUUGUUUUUCUGAUCAGCACAGAAGAGCUAAUCAGUACCUGGGAUGCUUUUUAUUUGUAAGUUUCAAUGAAGGAAAAGAGUUGGCAAGAUAACGGGACCGGUGUGCAGACCCAAGUCAUCGUUUAUGUCAGUCUUGGCGACUCCAUGCAUGUGAAUAAAGUCAAGUGAAGUUCUCAGCUACGUCGAGAAGAGGACACUUAAAAAUCAUGAGACUGUUUGAUCAGAGUUCUGUAUGGGUCAGGGGUUGGCGACCGUGACCCACAAGCUAAGCUGGUGAAUGAGUUUGAAGUUCCGUUUGUUUGUUUCGGCCGUAAGCCAGUGGUGGAUUUCACCUUUUAAAAUGGUUAAUGAGUACAGCAGAAGUCCUGAUUUUUGCCUCUUGGUUCACAAAGCCUGAAGUCGCCUGUUAACCCAGCCUCUUAAAAAGGAAGGUUGGCAACUCCUGGUGCACACAACAGAAAAACGCAACUGAAAUUUUGUUCCACGGCCAGGAAGUAUUCAAGGAAGCAGGGGAGACCGACUGGCCCAUCGGGCCCAAAGCCUCGAGGGCUCACACCUGGUGCAGAUGACUCCUACCUAGCUCUUGGCUCUUCAUCCCCUGUGGGAGAAGUCGACAGAUAGGAGUCAAAGUUACAAAAGUGGUCUCUGUUUCCCCUCUGCUGGUAGUGUAGAGAAAUUCCCUUAAGCUCAGGAAAUAAAAGUUUUUAAUAAAUUUUUUCUUAAAUGUUCUACCCCGGCUCUACCAGACAAAGACAUGCUCCAGACAAGCAGCGGCUUCCUCGGGGAGCUUGGUGAGACCGCAAAGCAAGGCCGUAGGCUACCCCAGUUUUCACCAGCAAUGACUCCUAACUGUAAACACACCCAAGAAAAUCACCUACCAAAACUUACACGUUGUUUCUGCACCAAUGUGCAGGUCUCACCUUCCUCCCUUAAAAAAAAAAAAAAAAAAAAUCAGUCCACCCUGAUCGGUGGUGAGGUGCUGCCCAUAGGGUCCAGCUGCCCUGGCCAUGCACACGGUGGCUUCGGUGUUCCUUAGCACCUUGUAAGUGGGCAAAUGCAACAGUGCGGCUUCCCCUCACACACUGUUGUUGGAAUAGGCUGUACUCGAGGCCUGUGAACUGGGCCUGUUUGUAGAGGAUCCUUCAGAAAGCGCCCACGACAGCACUCAUGCCCCCAUCCUGGGCACCUCCCUCCUUGGCAUUCACUCUCCUUAGAUGCAUUGUUAGCCACCUUUGGCCUACACGGACUCUUUUUGUAAAUUACACAAUUUCCAGACAGCAUUAAACUUUUUAUAUUAUGAGAUUUGCCAUGUAAAAAGAACUUCAUAUUUUUAUUGAGGCUGCGGGCGCUUGGCCCUUCCUUUGUGAUUCAGUGUCUAUUAAAGCAUGAGCCUGUCAGUUUUAAA